GUUCACUCUCGUACGGCAACUGUCGUUACGAUCGCUUUCGUACACUCACCUCAGAUUCCUACUGUGGGCCGAGGGCGAACUCGGCCGCUCUUGCAGAUCGGCUACUAUUUUCCCGUGCUUUGCGCAGCUUAGCUAUUGCAGCAGCUCUAUAGGUCGACGAGGCGGACCGGAUCAGGUGGCUUGGCCAAGGCUCGUGCACGCUUGGGGGCUGGGACUGCGAACUGGGCCUAGCUAGCGAGUGUUCGUUCGACGGGCGGAUACCUGCGUGGCGGAUAGCUAUUGGCGCAGACGUCACCACUGUCCUCCCUCCGCCAUUCCCGCGCGUCGCGGGUGCCAGUGGGAGCACAGCGUGGUACAGCGCAGCGCCACGUGGCACAGGGACAGGGGGAGCGCUGUUGCUGCUACAGCUUGCUGCUGCUAUGCCACCGUCCGCUCAGUGACCUCGUUCCCCGCGCCUGCGGUGUCCUGUCCUCGCGCCCUUCGUUUCGACAAGUCCUCCCAUCCCAGUCGCUGGUCGUGGAUCCCAUCCCAUCCCAUCCCAUCCCAUCCCGUCCCAUCGCGCGUUGCUUCCGAGUCUCGAGUCGGCACAAGACUACUCAAGACUGCUCAACAGCAUCCCCGGCGCCAUGGUGCUCGUGCUCGCGCUGGGCGACCUGCACGUGCCGCAUCGAGCGGCGGACCUGCCGGCCAAGUUCAAGAGCAUGCUGCUUCCCGGAAAGAUCCACCACGUGCUGAGCCCGGGGAACCUGUGCAUCAAGGAGGUGCACGAAUACCUUCGGUCCAUCUGUCCGGACGUGCAUGUGACCCGGGGGGAGUAUGACGACGAGGCGCAGUUCCCUGAGACCAAGGUUGUGGUGGUGGGCGGCUUCAGGAUCGGCCUGUGCCACGGCCACCAGGUGAUCCCUUGGGGCGACGUGGAGUCCCUGGCCAUGCUGCAGAGGCAGAUGGGGGUGGACAUCCUGAUCACCGGCCACACGCACCGCUUCAAGGCCUACCGCCACCAGGGCAGGCUGCUUAUCAACCCGGGCAGUGCCACCGGCGCCUACACUCCCACCACUGCCACUGCUGCUGCUGCUGCCGCUGUUUCCGGCACUGUUGGUGCUUGUAGUGACACUGCUGGUGAUGCUGGUGCUGCCGCUCCUACCGCUGCUGCUGCUGCUGCUGGUGGUGCCACCCCGUUGCACCCGAGUUUUGUGCUGAUGGAUGUGGAUGGGGCGCGCGUGGUGGUGUACAUAUACGAGCUGGUGGGUGGCGAUGUCAAGGUGGAUAAGAUCGAGUUCAAGAAACCCACUGCCGGGGCUGUGGGCGCACAGUGAGGAGGAGGGGGGAGCAGUUAGGGGGAGUGGGGCGGCAGUGGGGAAAGAGGGGGGGAAGUGAUGGGGAGUAGGGGGCAGUGAGAGGGAGUGCAGGGCAGUGAGGGGGAGUGGGGGGCAGUGAGAGGGAGUGGGGGGCAGCGAGGGGGAAUGGGGGGCAAGUGAGGGGAAGGGCGGGGCAAGAGGGAGGGAGGGGUCAAGUGAGGGGGAGUGGGGGGACAAGUGAGGGGGAGGGGAGGGGAGAUGGUGACGGUGGCGGUGACGAUGUCAAUGGUCCACACACUGCAAGCAUGCUAUCCACCAUACCCACCCACCACCAUAUCUACUUGCUUACAUAUUUACAGCAACACAACAAUCCCUCUCUGUAGAAUGCUUAACACAGUACGUGAUGUCAACGAAUAAACAUAAGGUAGUUCCUAGUGUGUAUUUUGUCAGAUGUAACUUAGGUUGUUACUGUAGACUAUACUGGAUUGUGCCUUAGAGGGUACAACACCCUAGUCUGUAUACCCUUGUACUUACACUUUCUAGUUCAAU
Messenger RNA from Closterium sp. NIES-67, 1847 nucleotides. The record is from the annotation of a GenBank genome assembly. Lineage: Eukaryota; Viridiplantae; Streptophyta; Zygnematophyceae; Desmidiales; Closteriaceae.